This is a messenger RNA of Cuscuta campestris, 894 nucleotides long. The record is from the annotation of a GenBank genome assembly. Lineage: Eukaryota; Viridiplantae; Streptophyta; Magnoliopsida; Solanales; Convolvulaceae.
ACGAAUUGACCCGUUUUUUAGCCCAAUUUUACACGGACAAACUGAAAUUGACGAGAUCUCGAUACCGCACAAUUCUCACAGCACCGCCAUUGUUCCACCUCGCAGAUGGAGAAGGGAAAAGCAGUGAUGGGUAUGGGGCGCAGAUGGGCCGUCGAGUUCACCGACUGUUCAGCCUCUUCUUCAUCUCGCGACAUCCCCGAUCCUCCUGGUUUCGUUCGCGCCCCUCAAGAUCAGGACGAUUCAUCAGUGAGCCGCGAGAAGAAGAAUGCCGAAUCCAGUUGGAAAGCUCAGAAAGCAUGGGAAGUGGCACAAGCUCCGUUCAAGAAUUUGAUGAUGAUGGGUUUUAUGAUGUGGAUGGCUGGAACUACAGUCCACCUAUUUAGCAUAGGGAUCACAUUUUCAGCCCUUUGGCAACCCAUAAGUGCUCUACAAGGUGUUGGGAAAGUUUUUGAACCUUACAAGGAUAGUAAAGUGGAUCUUCUCGGGCCAAAAUUACUGUUCAUUGCUUUAAAUUUGGCUGGUUUAGGAUUGGGCAUCUGGAAGCUGAAUACAUUGGGUCUUCUUCCAACUCAUCCAUCGGAUUGGGUGUCGUCUUUGCCACCUCCUCAGGAGGUGGAGUAUUCUGGUGGGGGUAUAGGCUUACACUAAAGACCUUGUCUAGAUUGUAAUCGUGAGGAAGAAAGAGUGUUUUCGUCUUCGACAGCUUGUAAUUUUUUUUUCUGAAUUUAAUUUUGGGUUAUAUAUUUGUGCAACUCUUUUGAACUGAAGGACUGUAAUCUUAUGAUCAUAUAUGAUCUUGGCUAAGUUGAGGAUUAGUGUUCCACUCAGCUGGGAAAUCUUCAGACCCUUUUUUUAUGAAUCAAUGAGAAAAUUGUGCCAUGAAACAAGUGGGAC